Epinephelus lanceolatus (giant grouper) is the source of this 1757-nucleotide messenger RNA. RefSeq names its product sosondowah ankyrin repeat domain family member Ab (gene sowahab). Lineage: Eukaryota; Metazoa; Chordata; Actinopteri; Perciformes; Serranidae. Gene Ontology annotation, molecular function: protein binding. The record is from RefSeq and is a predicted model, not a curated record.
GGGGAGCACGGACAGCAAGGAGAUUAUCCCUCGGGCUAUUAUCCAAGCGAUCGCUUCCAUCUUUUCACAUUUUUACCCCUGUGGGACAAAAUGGCUUUGACCCAGGAAUGCAUUUUGUCUUUUCUACUGGAGCACGGAGGCAAAGUGAAGAACUCGGAGCUGCUGAACAACUUCAGGAGCCAGAUCAGCUGCAGUGAUCCCGCGGAAAAGCAGCACAAUAGGGACCUUUUCAAAAAGUUGGUCAACAGCGUCGCUGUGGUGAAGCAGAUCGACGAGGUAAAGUUCGUGGUUGUGAAGAAGAGGUACCAGGACUUUGUCAAUAAAGAGGUGGCGCAUGAUGCCUCGCAGAAAACACAGAUGGAUGACAGUGUCUCGAGCCAAAACACGAGCUUUUCGUACACAUCUCCUCCCCGAGCCGAGCCAGCCAGCGUGAUUUAUUCUGACAUCGAGAACAAUAAUGUGUGCGGCCCCACGAACAUAAAUGGGAAUUAUUAUAGUGAUGUUAAACGUGCGCCUGCGAGGAGCACGCAGGAAAGGAGACCGUUAUCGAGAAGCAUUAGUAGUGCGGAUGCAACUACUGUUAAAGUCCUGAAUAUCUCGGGAGAUCAAGCGAGCAGAGCAAGGAAAUCUGGUGCUGUGUUUGCUGUCAUAGCAGUCAAAUCCCCUCAGAGAGACUCUGCACCAGCAGCACAGCAUGGGUCACAUUCCCAACUACACCCGCAUACAACUUCAGACAAACCAGUUAGGUUGAUAACUAAAGUUUCCGCACCAUCAGUGCCAACUCUGGAUCAUACAGCUUGCAAGUUGGGUGCACCAAGUGACUCCCAGUGUAAAAACAGACAGACUGAGGACAUGCAACCCCCAGGCUUCCCCCUGGUGAGGCCCCAGAACAAGAGAGAUGAUGCAAAGUAUUCAGAGUCUGUGCCUUUGGAGCCACUAGCUCAUGAGUGGUUGGUGAAGUGUGCAGCCGGACUGUGGGGACAGAUCUAUGGUUUGCUGCUGCAGGACACACGGUUGGCGCAGAAGAAGGACUUCAUGUCAGGUUUCACAGCUCUGCACUGGGCUGCCAAGGACGGCAACAGUGAGAUGAUACACAAGCUUGUGGAUAUCUCAAGAAAAACAGGCACUCAUGUGAACAUCAACAGCAAAGCGCAUGGAGGAUACACACCCUUACACAUCGCAGCCAUGCACGGCCACACUGAAGUCAUGGUUUUGCUUGUGCAAAGCUACGGAGCCAGUAUAAAUGAGAGAGAUAAUGACGGCAAGAAGGCCUUUCACUACCUCGGCAAAGGUGUGUCAGCUGAGGUCAGAGCACUUAUGGGAGGACUGCAGCGGAGCAAGUGCAGGGAGAAGGCAGAGGAUGGAGAAGACAGAGAGCACCAGAAGGGCUUCAACACAAUUAGUAAACUGUUCCAGCCUCACAUAGGGAAGAAACAAAAAACUAAGCUGGCUCAUGACUGGUGACAACAACGUGGAUCACAGGAGAAGCUGUGAGAUGGACAAUAUUUAACAGAUCUUAGUUUGUAUAUUAUGUUAAUAUAAAACAGCGUAAACCAUUGUCUAUCCUUUAGUGUGUACUUGCAUUGAAUGUGUAGCCUCUCUUGUACAGUGUAUCACUGUUAGAUGUGCUAUUUAAAUAUGGUAUUGAUAAUUUAAUCAUCUUUUUUUCCAUAGUUUAAUCACAUGUAUGAACAAUGAGUAUGCUAUUUUGAACCCAUAUAAUUUAUAUUUCUUACUGAUAACACAAUCAGUGAUAU